Molecule: messenger RNA, 1632 nt
Organism: Triticum turgidum subsp. durum (durum wheat)
Lineage: Eukaryota; Viridiplantae; Streptophyta; Magnoliopsida; Poales; Poaceae
Source: the annotation of a GenBank genome assembly
AUGUCGUCGUCAUCCCGCGCCCGGGAGAUCGAGGUUGUGGUGGCCGACGGCGGCGCCAGGAAGGCGGCGGAGGGGGAGAAGCAGCCGGACCCCGUGGUGAACGUCUACUCGGCCGCGGCGUACGGGGAUCUGGAGCGACUGCGGCGGUUCGUGGAGCUUGACGGCGGCGGCGCGUCGCUCGCCGCGCCCGACGGCAACGGCUAUCACGCUCUCCAGUGGGCCGCGCUCAAUAACUACCCCCACGUGGCGCUCUACAUCAUCGAGCAUGGGGGGGACGUGAACGCAGAAGACAAUUCGCAGCAGACAGCGCUGCACUGGGCGGCGGUGCGCGGGGCCACGGCCACGGCCGAUGUGCUGCUGGAGAACGGCGCGAGGCUAGAGGCAGCCGAUGUGAACGGCUACCGGGCAGUCCAUGUUGCAGCUCAGUAUGGCCAAACAACAUUCUUGCAUCACAUCAUCUCAAAGUAUGGUGCGGAGUUUGAAGCUUUGGACAAUGAAGGGAGGAGCUCUUUGCACUGGGCUGCCUACAAGGGGAAUGCAGAUACAAUUAGGUUACUACUGUUUAUGGAUGCUAAUCAAGUAAGGCAGGACAAAAAUGGUUGCACUCCCUUACACUGGGCUGUUAUAAGAGGAAGUUUAGAAGUUUGCACCCUUCUUGUACAUGCAGGCACCAAGCAGGAACUAACAUUGAGGGAUAGAGGUGGGUUUACUCCUUUGCAACUUGCAGCAGACAAAGGUCAACAGCAUCUUUCCAAUAUACUUUCUAAUGCUACAAAAGUAAGCUUUGGAGACAAGUACUGCUCAGGGAGGCUGGGCAAGGUUGGAUACGCACCUAUCCUGUUUUCUUAUCUUGUUAUCCUCAUGAUCCUUUUCCUGAAAUCAAUUGUUUUUGCAUCUGAUUUUUCUAGAAUCACUGCUGCUGUUGGUCUUUGGUCAUGGGCUGCUAUUUCUCUUGCCUUGGCGUCGCAAGUGGUGUUCUACAGAGUUAGCAGAAACACUCCAGGCUACAUCAAAACCAAUACCGAGGGGCUUGAUCCGAAGGAACUACUCAUGGGGAUUGAUCUUAGUUCCUCUACUUUUACAGGCAAUUGGUCUCAGCUAUGCCCUACUUGCAAGAUAGUUCGUCCUGUGCGCUCCAAACAUUGUCCAAUUUGUAUGCGGUGUGUUGAACAGUUUGACCAUCACUGCCCCUGGAUAUCAAAUUGUGUUGGGAAGAGAAAUAAGUGGGACUUUUUGGUGUUUCUUUGUAUGGGGAUAGCUACAACCCUUCUCGGUGCUGCCGUUGGAUUCCACAGACUUUGGACGGAGCCCAUUAUACUCUCAUCUUCUGAGUCGUGGACUCACUUCAUGGUGACAAAACAUCCUGGUGCUGUAUUGUUCAUGUUCAUGGAUAUUUUCUUAUUAACUGGAGCUCUUAUUUUGACGGUGGCACAAGCAGUAAUGAUAGCGAGGAAUCUCACAACUAAUGAGGCUGCAAACCAGUCGCGCUACACUUAUCUUCGUGGGCCUGAUGGACGCUUCAGGAAUCCUUAUAACCAAGGCUGGCAGAAGAACUGCGUUUAUUUUCUUGUUAAUGGCUACAACAACGACGAGGAGGCUGCAUGGCCAACCCUUCAACAGACAGUAGAGUGA